This is a messenger RNA of Spodoptera frugiperda (fall armyworm), 1733 nucleotides long. RefSeq names its product organic cation transporter protein-like. Bases 22 to 1713 code for a protein of 563 amino acids. The transcript has 6 exons. The record is from RefSeq and is a predicted model, not a curated record. Gene Ontology annotation, molecular function: transmembrane transporter activity. Gene Ontology annotation, cellular component: membrane. Gene Ontology annotation, biological process: transmembrane transport. NCBI's taxonomy places the organism in Eukaryota, Metazoa, Arthropoda, Insecta, Lepidoptera, Noctuidae.
GUGGCUGGCGUAAAUAAAGAAAUGGAGGAAUCACAGAGAGACCCAAAAACUGGGGCUGAUAGAGCUCCUACAGAAGAGAAAAUGAAAGGAGUGGAACUAGAUACCAUCCUGAUCAAAGAGCUUGGGCAAUUUGGGAGAUAUCAGUUACGGACUUUCUUACUGUCAUCUGUGUUGGUACUCUUCAUUGCAUUUAGCUCUGUGGAAUAUAUUUUUACAACAGCUCGAAUUACUACCAGGUGUUUAAUCAUAGAAUGUGAAGAAGAAUCUACGGAGUUCUCCCAAUACUGGUUGCCAAAUGCUCUGCCACCUGGAGCGAGUGCAGGCUCCUACGACAAUUGCCAACGAUAUGGCAACUUGACAGCAUUGCCGCGGCUGGUUGAGAGUGACACCUGUCCCAGCUCACUCUUCGACCGCAAUACGAGAAUUCCAUGUGAUGAGUUCGUGUACCAAAACACCCACUCUGUCGUGUAUGAUUUUGGGCUGGCUUGUGAUGAAUGGCGGCGGACGCUGAUCGGUACGAUGCGCACCCUGGGUACUCUCACCGCACUCCCAGUUGCUGGAUUCAUUUCUGAUCGAUGGGGUCGACGAGUUGCCCUCACCAUCACAGCUUUCAACACAGCGUGGAUUGGAGUCACACGGUAUUGGGCAAACACCUAUAUUGGCUUCAUACUGUCCCAGUUUUUUGAAUCUACAUUCGGAUCUGGUGGAUUUUCCUGUGUUUAUAUCUUGAUGUUGGAGUUGGUUGGUCCAAAGUACCGUGUGGCUGUUGGAGCAGCUAUGAACACAUGCUUUGCAAUCGGACAAGUGUUAAUAGGAUUCAUUGCCUGGGGUGUACCCAAUUGGAGGAAACUCACGCUGACUCUCUACAUCCCACAGUUACUCACCAUCUCUUACUACUGGCUCAUCAGCGAAUCUGUGCGCUGGUACAUGAGCAAGGGUCGUUUCGAUGAAUCUGAGGCUUUACUCAGAAAAGUGGCCAGGGUCAAUGGGAAGGAAAUAUCUGAGAAGUCCUUGGAAGCGUUACGUCAUACGGCAGAGAAGAAGUUGAGGAUAAGUGCUGAAGAGGCAGAAAAACAGGGUGGUGAGACCUGGUUGGUAGUCCAAGUGUUCAGACAUAAGCGAAUACUUCUACGUGUUGUUGUAUCUCCCGUGUGGUGGAUCACGACCACUUUUAUUUACUAUGGACUAUCACUAAAUGCCGUAAACAUGUCUGGAAAUAGAUAUUUGAACUUUGUAGCCGUGUCAGCGGUUGAGAUUCCUGGAUUUUGGAUUUCAUAUUUCUUAAUGGAUAGAAUUGGAAGGAAGCCUGUGUUGACUGGCGCAUAUUGGUUGUGCGCUGCUUGCCAGAUUGCAUACAUAUUUAUUCCACAAGAUUUGUAUGCAGCGUCACUCACAGUAUACCUUAUCGCAAAGUGCUCAAUAGCAAUGGUUGCGACGUCAAUGUACGUUUACACUGCUGAGCUUUACCCCACGAAGCAUCGACAUAGCUUGUUUGCUUUCUCUUCGAUGAUGGGAAGAAUCGGUUCCAUAAUUGCACCUUUAACACCUGCUUUUGGUGCCCAAUGGUUUGAAGAAUUGCCUUUUGUCUUAUUUGCCUCUUUCGCCUUGGUAUCUGGACUCCUGAUCUUUUUAACACCAGAGACACUGGGCACUACGCUACCAGACACUUUAGAGCAGGCAGAAGAUAUUGGACGUCAAGGAACGAGAAAAUAAUGGAUAAAUAAAUUUAGUUG